AUGUCGAGCAAACAGGCCGAAGAAGAAUUGCCGCCACGCCCAGCGUAUCCGAUUCCGGACUUUGGUCCAACGGGAAAGCUGGAGCCGUACUAUGGCUCGUACGAAACAGGUGUUCCUAUUGCCAUUGAUCUGGGUCGAUCCACCACGAGGUUUGGUCUUGUUAAGGAGUCGGACCCAAAUAAUGUGUUUCCGACACUGAUUUCGCGGUUUAAAGACCGUAGAGUCAACAAAAUGGUCACUCUUGUUGGAAAUGAGAUGUUUUUGGAUACAAUUUCGAAAUCCAACAUCCGUUCUGCGUUUGAUGGUCCAAUGAUCAACAAUUGGGACGUUAUUGAGAAAGUGCUUGAUUACGGGUUUCUUCAUAGCGGAGUCAGUUCUCAGGGAAGAGUGGACAAUCCGGUGGUGAUGAACGAAGUUCUGGCCACUCCUUUGCAACAAAGAGCCGGUAUGAUGGAGCUUUUGUUUGAAGGUUUCGAGAUUCCCAAAGUUGCCUUUGGAACAGACUGUUUAUUCAGUUAUUACCAGAACGGAGGGUCGACUGGUUUGGUUAUUGGUACAGGACAUGAUGCUACACACGUGAUUCCUGUUGUUGACCAGAAACCUGUUCUUUCCAUUGCCAAGAGAAUUGACUGGGGUGGACGUCAGGCCACAAACUAUCUGAUGGACUUUAUUGGACUCAAGUAUCCGUAUUUUCCAACACGAAUCACGCCGUUCCAGAUGGAGAAGAUCAAACAGGACUAUUGUUAUGUUUCGAAAGAUUAUGGCACAGAGGUGAGCAAUUAUCUGAGCUUGGACAAUCUGGAGAAGAACGAUAUCGUUUUGGAGGCUCCGUUUACAGAGAUUAUUAAGCAUCAAAAGACGGAGGAGGAGCUUCAGAUAGAGGCCGAGCGGAAACGGGACCAGAUCAAAAAAUUGCACGAACAGGCCAGAGAACGUCGUCUGGAGAAACUUGUUCAAAAAGAAGCAGACUUCACCUAUUACACGAACCUGAAAGACCGCAUGAAGAGCAUGAACAAGCGUGAACAGAUUGAUAUUCUGAGAACAGAAGGGUUUGACGACGAAGCCGAUAUGAACAAGUAUAUUGGGAACCUGGAGAAGUCGUUGAAAAAGGCCAGAAACGAAGAUAUUGGUGAAAACACAUCGGACGAGCCACCCUCGUUCCCGUUGAUCGAUGUUCCUGAUGAGCAAUUGACAGAGGAGCAGAUCAAAGAGAAACGGAAACAGAGACUGAUGAAGGCCAACCAUGAUGCUCGGAUCCGUGCCAAACAAGAAAAAGAACUGGCUCAGAAAGAAGCUGAAGCUGCCGCUGAAAAGGAUAGAAAACGCCGUGAAACAGAUCUUUCUGGAUGGAUAGCCGAAAGAAGGGAGAAACUUGAGAAACUCACUCAGAACGUGAAGGAGAGAAAGCGGUUGAAGGAGGAACUUACCGAUAGAAAGAGCCGUGCUGCUCAGAACCGGAUGAAAAACAUCGCAUCUCUUGCUGACGAGGACAGAGGAUCUGGUAGACGGAAGAAGGCCGGAAACGUUACGAUCGACAAUGAUCCUAACGACACGUUUGGAGCAAACGACGACGAUUGGGCGGUGUAUAGAGAUAUCGCCCGUGGCGAGGACGACGAUGCAGAGGAGGAAGAACAACAGGAGAUUUUGAAGAUCGAAGAAGAGUUAUUGGAGUUUGAUCCAGAUUUCACCGUUGAAGAUACUUUACAAAGACAGUACGACUGGCGCAACUCGUUGAUCCAUCGGUUUCUGAGAGGUCCACGCAAUUUCGACCCAGAAGACCAGCAUCAGCAGCACCAGAUCCAUAUCAACGUUGAGCGGAUCAGAAUCCCGGAAAUCAUGUUCCAGCCGUCGAUUGCUGGUGUUGACCAGGCGGGCAUUGUAGAGCUUUCGGAAGACACUCUUUUGCGCAGACUUCCUGGAGAAACUGGAUUUUCUGGAGACGAUAGCAACGAGAUGAUGAAAGACGUGUUUGUCACUGGAGGUCAGUCGUUGUUCCAAAACUUUCAAGAACGUUUGGAAACGGAUCUUCGUGCCGUUCUGCCUGUUGGAUCUCUGUUGAAAGUUAGAAGAGCCCAGGAUCCAUUGCUGGACGCCUGGAGAGGAAUGGCCAAAUGGUCGGUCAGUGAACACUCAAAGAACAGCUACAUUUCCAGACAGGAAUACGCCGAGUACGGCGCAGAAUACAUGAAGGAAAACAACAUGGGCUGGGUUAAGCUUUGA
Ogataea philodendri is the source of this 2220-nucleotide messenger RNA. RefSeq lists its product as uncharacterized. Lineage: Eukaryota; Fungi; Ascomycota; Pichiomycetes; Pichiales; Pichiaceae. The record is from RefSeq and is a predicted model, not a curated record. The coding region runs from base 1 to 2220 and encodes 739 amino acids. The transcript has a single exon. Gene Ontology annotation, biological process: regulation of DNA-templated transcription. Gene Ontology annotation, cellular component: cytoplasm; Ino80 complex.